AUGGAGAAUUACAGAGAUGAGAGAAAAGAGUUGCUUGAAAAGCCUCUCUCUGAGGAUUUUGAAGUUCUUGAUGAGAAGAAGGGUGGUUUCAGGACUUUGCCUUUCAUAAUUGGCAUCGAGGCACUAGAGAAGAUGGCGAUCUUCGGGCUAUCGCCAAACAUGACUUUGUACCUCAUGAAUGAGUAUCACUUGGAACUGACUGCCGUGUCGAAUGUGCUGUUUCUAUGGUCAUCGGCCACGAACUUCAUGACCCUUGUCGGGGCCUUGGCCGCCGAUUCUUACUUGGGAAGAUUCCGAACAAUCGGAAUCGGAUCCAUCGUCUGCCUAAUAGGCACGACACUCCUUUGGUCGACAGCUGUCUUCCCGCACACGAAGCCACCACCGUGCGACCGAACUACGUUCAGCACGUGCUUUGCCCCAACAUUUUCGCAGCUCGUAUAUCUUUGCUUGUCUUUCGUGCUCAUCACAAUCGGGGCUGGUGGCAUCCGGUCUUCGUGCUUGGCCUUCGGGGCCAAUCAACUCGAAAGAGAAGAUUUUCGGAAGAGGUUGGGCUUAAGGGAGAGCUAUUUCGGGUGGUACUAUGCGGCUUACGCGCUCUCGACCCUCGUAGCCUUGACAUGUGUUGUCUACGUUCAAGACAACAUGGGAUGGGGAAUCGGCCUUGCGGUCCCCGUUGCUUUGAUGUUCGUGGCCGUGGUUAUCUUCUUUUUAGGUUCGAAUCUUUAUGUGAAAGUGAGGGGAGAGCCGAGCUUGGUCGUUGGUUUCGUCCGGGUGGCAGUGGCCUCAUUUAGGAACCGAUAUUAUGAAAUGUCGGACGGCGUUGAUUGCGCGUGGCAUUGUAGAGAUGAGUCGGAUCUUGCUUCCCCGAGCCAAAGUUUAAGGUUUUUAAAUAAGGCAUGCGUCGUUAGGGAUCCGGAGGAAGAUCUAACAAUCGAUGGGAAUGCCAAGAACCCGUGGAGACUCUGCGCCGUCGAUCAAGUUGAAGAGCUCAAAGCCCUAAUUCGAGUUAUGCCGAUAUGGUCGACUAGGAUUAUCAUGUCAGUAACCAUGAGCCAAACCACAUUCCCCAUACUCCAGACCGCCUCAAUGGACCGAAAGAUCACCUCAAGUUUCUCGAUACCGCAAGCCUCAUUCAGCACAUUUAAAGUUAUAGCCGCCAUACUGUGGAUCGUGGUCUACGACCGUGUGUUUCUCCCCUUAGCAUCGAGAAUCAAGAAAAAACCCUUGCGAAUAAGCACUACAAGGAGGAUGGGAAUUGGGAUUUUCAUAUCAUUCUUGGCCAUGACAACCUCAUUCGUCGUGGAAUUCACUCGUAGGUCAGUCGCGUGGCGAGAGGGUAGCUCGACUCACAUGUCAGCCCUGUGGUUGGUCCCACAAUACUGCCUCAUUGGAUUCGCAGUGGCCUCAAACGCGAUAGCUCAAAAUGAGUUUUACUUUUCUGAGCUCCCGAGGAGCAUGUCGAGCAUAGCUCUCACGUUGAACGGGUUUGGGGAGUCGUUAGCGAGUUUGGUCGCGAGUUUCGUGAUGAAUAGCGUGGAUGCUUUGUCGAGUGCAGGCGGGGAAGAGAGUUGGAUAUCGAGCGAUAUCAACAAGGGACACUAUGACUAUUACUACUUGGUUCUAGUUGGGUUGGGCAUGGCUAACAUGAUCUACUUUGUUUUGUGUAGUAGAGCUUAUGGGCCAUUGAAGGACGGAAUAGAGAAAGAAUAG
Molecule: messenger RNA, 1710 nt
Organism: Striga hermonthica
Lineage: Eukaryota; Viridiplantae; Streptophyta; Magnoliopsida; Lamiales; Orobanchaceae
Source: the annotation of a GenBank genome assembly